Melanotaenia boesemani (Boeseman's rainbowfish) is the source of this 3552-nucleotide messenger RNA. RefSeq names its product nerve growth factor receptor a (TNFR superfamily, member 16) (gene ngfra). The record is from RefSeq and is a predicted model, not a curated record. The coding region runs from base 346 to 1401 and encodes 351 amino acids. The transcript has 6 exons. Lineage: Eukaryota; Metazoa; Chordata; Actinopteri; Atheriniformes; Melanotaeniidae. Gene Ontology annotation, cellular component: cell surface; plasma membrane. Gene Ontology annotation, molecular function: coreceptor activity; nerve growth factor binding; death receptor activity. Gene Ontology annotation, biological process: Rho protein signal transduction.
UCCUCCGCAGUGCACUUGCAGCUGAGCAGUUCUCCGGACAGGACGGCCUCCUCCUCCUCUUCUUCUUCCCCCUCUGUCUCCCAAUCCCCAAUCUCUCUUUCUCUGUGUGUGUUAGUGCCUGUAAUACUGGCAGUGUUCGGAGGCUGCACCUACAGUUGCAUCCGACUCCAGCCCAGAAGUCCCGACAGACGCGCGAUGCUGCGGACUCAUUGAUAAAAAAAAAAAAAAAAAAAAGGUGCCGCUGGAAUAAAAAUGAGCACUCCUGCUGAGCGGCUCUCCUCUUCCACAUAGCGCUGCCUUCUCCGCUCAAGAUCUGUUUUAUGUGACUCCAGCAGGCAAAGCAGGAUGACUACUUCAAUAUCUUUGGUGAUUCUGUGCGCGUUGGUUACAUUAAUGUUGGCGUCUAAGACUGAGCGGGCGGUGCUUGUUCAGUGUGACUCUGGAAAGUACACCAACAGUGGGGAAUGCUGUGAGGAGUGUCCACCUGGAGAGGGAGUGGUGACAGAAUGUGGUGCCUCUCAGACUGUCUGCGCUCAGUGUUUGGACAGUGAGACCUUCUCUGAGAACUACAGCCACACAGAGCAGUGCAGGCCAUGCACUCAAUGUACCGGCUUGAUGCGGAUGGAGACGCCCUGCACCGACUCCAAUGAUGCAAGAUGCAUCUGCAACUACAACUACUACUUCAGUGAAGUGUCUGGACGCUGUGAGAAGUGCACAGUGUGCCCGGUGGGACAGGGCGUGUUCGCUCACUGUGAACAUGAUCAUGACACAGUGUGUGAGGAGUGUAUGGACGACACCUACUCUGAUCAGGAAAGUGCCCUCGAACCCUGCCUGCCCUGCACCAUCUGUGAGGAACCAGAGAUACAGACUGCUGAGUGCACGCCCACCAGUGACUCUACAUGCCACAAUCCUUAUCUUCCUACAUAUGUCACUCCUACCUUCGAUCCCUUUGCAACGUCCCCGCCUGAUUAUGUCUCCUCCGACUUUUCUGACACCCCGUUGCCGAGUGGAGAGACAACCACAUCCAGUGCAGGCUCUCCCCGCUUUCUUGGCCACGGCCUCAAUGAAAACCUCAUCCCCAUCUACUGCUCUAUCCUGGCUGCAGUGGUAGUGGGCCUAGCAGCUUACAUCAUCUUUAAGAGGUGGAAUAGCUGCAAGCAGAACAAGCAGGCAGCUAAUAAUCGUGCAGCUACAAACAACCAGAUGGUGACACCGGAGGGAGAGAAGCUGCACAGUGACAGCGGCAUCUCAGUGGACACUCAGAGUCUGCAGGAGCAGCAGCAGCUGCAGCAAGCUCAAGCUGAAGUCCAGCCUCAGUCCUCACACUCUCACACACAGGAACAGAUAGUGGUGAGAGUGGAUGGCAGCCCUGAGCCUGAUUCGCCUCCCCAUGAAGUCUGAAAAAGAAGAAGAGGAAGAAGAGGAGAUGUCAGAGCUGAGGACAGGGGGGAAGAGAGUUGGAGACUUGAACCUUGGACCAAAGUGAAGGCAAAGGGGGUGCCACACACAGAAUGUAAAAACAGACCUUGAUUUAAAACUGAAGUGGCCACAGGGCAGCAGUUUGACUUACAUGGAACUUGAUGCACCUUUGGGCCACAGUCUGACUCUUCAUCCCUGCAUUUUGAAGUCUAAAUUCAAUGUGCCUGGACACAAAAUCUGCGGCAAUAUCAACAACUGUCUGAACUAGUGUUGCACAGAUAGCUCAUAACAUAUAUGCCAUCUCAUAUUAACUAUUUCACUAUGUUGUCAUCUGACAAAUUUCUCAGUAGCUGCCAGUUUAAUAUCUUCCUCUCAUUUUACUUUUGAUUCUAAGAUCAGCUGCCAUGAAACAUUAGUGCCUGAGAAGUAAGUAGGAAGAAAGGUAUUCUGUGAUAUUCUCUUUAUUUUUCCUCUGUAUCAAAGAGACUGGGGUAGCUUUUUCUCCUUGUAUUUUCCUGUGUGGCAUUCCACUCUCAGAUAAUCCUCAGCCCCUCUCCAUAGGAUUCACUCCAUUAGACACCCACUGUCAGCGAUACAAAAAAGCCACAGGGGAGCUGUGAGUCACUCCCAACUUCUUCUGAAGUUUCUUCCACUUUCGUCAUUUAAUCACUGAUGCAUUUCUUGUCAUGUUGUCUUAUAAAAUGUAUGCGUCAUUGUUUGAGACUGGUUGCACCGACUGACUCAUUUUUGGGCAGAGAGGUCCAUUACCUUCUGGCUUUCUCAGAAAUUUUUUUAUUUUUGCUUAGUGAGAUGUUUUUUUUUUUUUUUUCCUUUGCAUAAACUAAAUGAAGCACUCCAUCCCCACAGUGCCUCCUGGGAUUGUAUUUCAGCAAUUUCAUGCUCAUAAUGUGACACACCCAAAUGUCUGUCUCAUGUUUACGGUGCACUACUUUUAUUUUGUGGCUUGAGUUACAUGGCUGAUUCAGCAGGCUGCCUCCACAUUCCCCCAUGGAGUCUGCAUGUACAACAUGAAAAGAACAUCUUUGGACUGUGGAGCUCUGCUGAAGAGAAGGGAAAUCCAUCUAGCAGAAAAGGAGUAGCUACGUCAUUGUUCACUAAAAUGAUGCUUAAAUGAAUUUGGGACUAAAAAAAGCUGCAGCGAGGAAUCCCAUCUAUAAUCAUUUACGCUUUCUGAGCGGAAAAUUGGGACACCCCUCAGAGGAUGCAAGCACUCCGUCUCCACAUGCCUGCUCCUGCAUACAACACCAUCUGUGUUAUACAGCGUGAUAAACAGUGUUGAGGCAGCAAUGCUUUGUCGUAGGCGCUCACAUCAACGCAGGGCCCAUUAAGAAGACGUCCUGACAGGCAGGUAGUAAUUACCUCAGGGUUUUAGCUUCAUUCACCCUCUGCUUCACUCUCAUCAGGAAUAAUACAGAGGACAGUGAUGAGUAUAGCUGAAGCCUCAGAUCCAUUUUCUAAAUCAGAGUCCACUAACAUUUACUACAUUGCACUUAGACCAAGCUCACUUCUUAGGGAGGUUGGCGUUUCAUUUUCUUUUCUAUGUUGUCCCCUUCCUGCUUCCUCAGCACCCGUAGAAGCAGUUGACUUCGAAACCCCAUAAAAGAAGCAUAUCAAAGCCGAGCUUGACUGCAUUAAUUUCUUACAGGGGCAUGUACCUUCUCAGGAUUCCUUUCAUUGUAACUGAGAUUAUAUAGACAUUCAGAAAAUUUGAGUAAACAGCCUGUAGAACUACGAUGGAGCUGGUGGGUUGAGAGACAAGUGAAUACAAGCCGAUUCUGUGGGUGUUAUCAGUGCACAUUCUUUCCAUACACAUGAACCAGUAGGUACCUGGAAAAUGUUACAGCUUAUGUGUUAAUAACCUGUGUCUCCAUAUGUGUUCCUACAUGAUGACUUCCAUGCUCCACGUUGUCCAAGAGUUGGCUCGGCUUAAAGGUUUAUAACUGUGAAGAAGGAAUUGGUGACAUGUGCAGCUCUAUGUACCUUUGUGACCAUGUCAGCUCCUUCAUGGAAGAGAUUGCUGGUUCAAGACUCGCCAUGCAUCAUGUUUUUAAAAGUUAAUGUGCUUUUUUACUUUAGUUUCAGAACCAAUUCCUUAUUAUUGUUAUUAUGGCU